AUGAAUCUUGAGGAAUAUAUUGAUUACCCUGAGGAAAGAGAUACACAUGAGGUACUUGAUGAUCAGGAAAUUGUAAACCUAACCACUAACCUUAAUUCUGCAGAAAAUAAAAGUGAUGAAGAGGAUGAUAGCACAGAAAUGUGUUCAAUUAUUCACCAGGAAGCACUAACCGUUACAGAACUGAUUGAGCAAUAUAUAAUGCAGCAGGACAUCAGUGAAACAGCCCAGUUUGAGUAUGAUGAAGCCUUAUUGAAGCUGCAGAAAGAAAUAAGAAAGUUACGAAAGGCAGCUUUCAAACAAACAAAUAUUGAAACUUACUUUAUACCCGAGAUCUGA
This is a messenger RNA of Cetraspora pellucida, 336 nucleotides long. Lineage: Eukaryota; Fungi; Glomeromycota; Glomeromycetes; Diversisporales; Gigasporaceae. The record is from the annotation of a GenBank genome assembly.